Messenger RNA from Symbiodinium necroappetens, 10902 nucleotides. NCBI's taxonomy places the organism in Eukaryota, Dinophyceae, Suessiales, Symbiodiniaceae. The record is from the annotation of a GenBank genome assembly.
AUGGCGCCGAAGCCCGCAGACAAGUCCAAUCCCAAGACACCCGGCAAGGGGAAAAGCAAAGGUGGAGACAUGCCACAAGCUUCAAAGAUCGAAUUCGCCCUACCAUCCGCGAUGGUUACCUGCUUACAGGCAAUUACUUCCCGAUCUACACAAGAUCUGUGGACGUCACCAACAGCGGUUCCGACAGAUCUUUCGGUCGAACAGCAAGCUCAAAGAAGAGCCUCAGCCGUUGGCAAACUUUCCAAGCGCAUCAAUGGCAACCUUCGUGCCAAAGAAGAACUUCGCACGGCCCUUCAAACGUGGAUGAGUACUAUUGGUCUGCACCUAGCUGGCCUGGCUCAGAGGGUUCGGGCACUCGGAGACAAAGUGGAUGUGGACCUUGCCGAGGCGUGCCGCGAAAUGCAGGAAGCCCUAGCAGCACAACCAUCCCUGGCUACGUCGGAGCAGGUUGCCACCGCUAUCGAUGCUAUCGGCAAGCCUAUCUGGUCGUUGCCUCAGGAGCAAGAAACCCUCCGCCUGGCCGCCUCUCUUCGUGCAUUCAGUGUUGUGGAGGUGCCCGCCAGAGGAGCCGAUGUGCCAUCGGAGGUCAGUUUUGGGGCGGCAGGUCUCGGCCCGUUUGGUUCGGCAGACUCUGUUAUGAGUGGCGACGGUGCAGAGGCCCAGAUGCUCGAAGGGGGAGAGAACGGAAGGUUAUUCCAUACUGGCGAUGCGCCCUCUGCUCGAGAGAUGGCCCCUGCAAGUGCUGCACCGGCUCGCGAAGUGCAUACAGCAGCUCCCGAGGGAGUCGCUUCCCGGGCCAAACGCUGGCGACGACGAGAUGGUGCCGAUGCCAGCAGACCAUCCAAAAGCCCGAGGCGCGAGGUUCUCGCAGGCGCUCCUUGGCCGGCCUCAGCCACGGGGACUACUCCAGAUGCCCUGCACCGACAGCCGCGCACGCAACUCCUGGAGGUCGAAGAGCCAGUACGCCCUACAGCAGAUGCUGGGUUAACAUGGGAGUUAGCAUGGCAGCAAGUACUGCAGUUCGCCUUGGAACAUGGGACUGCGAUGGUGGGCGAGGUUAUUCGCGACCCUCAACAAGAUACGGUCCUGCCGUUGCAAGACCAAAGCCCAGAGGACCGUACCGAUCUCCUGUCGGCAGCCGAGGACCUGUGGAUGGUGCUUCAAGCAGCGGCAGGAUUGGCAGAUGCGGCAGUGGUUCCCUCUCUGUGUGUGCGUCUACAAGAACUACUCAAUCGAGUUCGGCAAUGCCCCAGUGCGCUCAGUGGAAUCAGACAAGGGACGCUGCUGAUGGCACAAAUCACGGUGGGGAACCUGCUCGACCCGUACUCCUUUGCUCCGACAACUGCUCAGGAAUGGCUGUUUCCAGCAGCUAAUGCCGAGCAUGGGGCACUGGCACGAGGACAUAUCGCGACGAUGCCCUCUGCGUCGCAGGCCAUGUACCAGACGAUGGCGUUCCGGACUUACUUUAGGCGCUUGGCAGCGCUUGCCCAGGCUUCUCUGAUCUCAGGGGUGCAGAUAUGGCAACAGAGUUUUAUUCAGGGGCAGCCCGUCUUCACCACGAACAGUGUUCCACCAGUUCAGGACGUUCGUGAUCUUCAACCUGUCAGGAUGCAUGGGCAGCUCUUGCAUCGUAUGAUUUGCUCUGCCUUCGGCCUUGUCGAUUCGGAAUGGUGUUUAAGGCGUCUUGUGGAGGCUCUUCCAUCACUGCCACCAGAACAAUAUGUGUUGUCGCCGGUGAUCCUUUCUUGGGACCAGGUGUUAGUGCCGGUGGACCUACGGCCGCUGGGCGGUCAAGUCCGCCUUCAGCUCACGAAUCGCUGCGUGGCCUGUGGAGAGGUCGCAGCCCGUGCCAUGCAAACACAGCAUCUGGGCCCAUGCCCGGUCACUCUUUGUCGCACGAGCCAAGGUUGGUUCCAUCCCACUGCUCGUCUACUUUUGUUGCCGUUUGGCGAUGCCUUCCAGGUCUGGCCGAUGCAUCAAGCUCCAACUACCGAACUGCGGUCACUCGCAGAUAAUGAGGAUAGGGCCCCUACACUUGAAGAUCGAUUCAGCACCAGCCUCUCACUCCCGAGUACUGGCGAGCUUGCAUACCACGACCUCAGCGGGGCCAAUGCUGUCAUUCUGCACAUGCAUGGUCACACAUAUGCUUGUGUUCCUUCGUACGCGGACCACUUAACAUCGCGAUCAGCUGCAUUGGAUGCCGUAGCGGCCGACCUCCAGAUCCAGCCUGCUGGCCGGCUCUGCUUUGCGCGCCUCCUGCCUCCUCUUGAUCGUAUGCCAGCCAUUCAGUAUGUUGCUGCCUACUGCUGUGACGGUGAAGUUAUGGGAGUUGUGGACCUCCGGCCUUCUAAUGGAGGGGUUUAUGUAGUUGCUGUUCCGGAAGGCGCGACACCGGCCGAGAGGAUCUCGGUGGCUAUCAACAUGCACGGAGAGCCCGCGGCGAACAGUCCAAUUGCGGCUAGUCUGGCACAGGGCCAUUUGCAGGUCCUCCACCGAGAACAUGUUGUGGAUCCUUUUGCUCCUCUGAACGCUGCUCAGCCGGCCCCCAUUGUUGUCCUUCGGCGGCGCAGUAAUCUUGCCGCAGGCUACAGGGAUCCCAGCUUGCCGCUUGAAGACUCUGGUACCGAUAGUUAUGAGGUUCCUUUGUUCUACAGCCCAGAGCCAGAAGAGGUAUCAGCGGCAGCCAGUUCCGCAUCGGGUUGGAUUGGACCUCUGCUUGGGUGCCUCUCAGUUUCUGUUGCUCCCCGUCCGUGCCUGCUCCCCCUUCUGGUCGCUGCUGCGCUGGCUGUUCGAGACCUGGCUCCCAGUGAGCCUCUUUCCUCUCAUGUUGAAGGUAGGCCGUGGACAUUUGUUCAGCAACACCCAAGCCUUGCCUCUUUUGAAGAGCAUGCCACCCUUGGGCGGAGUCUUUCGGCUUUGGAUGCCCGUAACACUCUGAGCCUUACGUUUGAUAUGAAUGCAGGCCUUCCUGAAUUCCGGAUCUGUGUCUGGAGCCCCGCCGAGCAGAGAUGUUUCUUUGUAGCAGGGUCCGCCCAACCUCACGUUCUUCGUGAGCGUCUGUUCGAGACUAAGGUGGUUAUGCAGCGUCAUGAUUGUGUUCCUUGGGAUCCAUUGCCCUUUGAUCGUGGUAUCCAUUAUGUUGCCACCAAUUCUGAUGCGGCGGUCGUCACUGUCAUUGCUGAUACUGGGAAGGAAUAUUUUUGCCUUGAUGUCCCUAGACGGCACUUUGGAGCUUCGUUUCUGCAAGCCCUUCAGUUACUGUGCCCACAAAGAUGCUUCAGAAUCUCGGAGAAUGUCCGUACCCCGGUUCGCAACGGCGAUGUCAUCCGCGUGUUCGACGAUCAACUCUCCGCAUGCGGGACACCUCAGUUCUAUGUGCCUCGCUUCUCUCUCCCACCUGUUCUCGAAGCAGGUACUCAAAUGGUCUACGUAGUCUCAGCUGACAUGGGAACUAUUCGGCUUAAGAUACCGUUGGGGGUCGAAGUCGGCGUCAUUGAGCGUGCCCUUGUUGUUUGGUUAGGCCGGCAACGCUGUUUGGGCACGCGGUUGCAUAAGCUUGAUCUUGAUGUGGCUGUGCCCGUCUACUGCCUUCCGAGACGGGGGAGGAGCACCCUGGCUGUCGGCUUGAUCGACUUGGCUGACCCUGUCAUGGAUACCAUUGUGCAUGUCGUCGAUUCGGCCGGUCUCGCGGAACUGGACUGCGAAGUCCUACGAGAACCCUGGCGCCCUGCAUCCCUCUUCUGGAAUGAUGUGCUGGAAAGGGAGCCUGUGUGCAUUGCCUGUUGGUCUGCCUCUGAUACGGCUAGUGGGGGUAAAUAUCCUGUUCGAUUAGUGACACUAGGCCUUGACAUAUGCCGGGCUCUUGGAUCAGGAUGGCAACCUCCUGCUGCCAGUAUGGUGCCUGAGUACGACCUUGUCGUGGCAGCCGAGCAUCUUGGCAUCCAAUGGGGCCAUGCUCAGGUUGGCAAAGGGAAACCUGCCUCGACGCAGACUGCUGCCUCGUAUUGGCCCAUGCAAGCCUCCCCCCUCUUCUCGUCGGCGAUGCCGGUGCCGCGCCGAGCCGACGGUUGCUCCUUUGAUGAUAGACAUGGGGCUGAGGGAACGCUCUUUCAUCUCGAAUGCCCGCAAAUGCAGGUCCGAUGCACCAUCCCAUGUGUCGCAGGACGGCACAUUUGGGCCAUACGCAUGGGUAAUUGGGUACGGGCUGCUUGCACAACUACGCUCGGUUGGGACGAAGUGCUUGAUGUGGCAGGCCUGUCAUACUGGGACCUUCCGGGAACCAGUAUCCAUGGCCCGCACCAGGUCUGGACCUGGCCAGAGGAUGUUCUUUCCUUGUCGGGUCAAUGCGGACAUGUAAUGCAUAGCGGCAGUGACCCAUGUCUAGAGUGUCUCUACUCUGCCGAUCCACGCCCACAGCCUGUUCCUCCUGAACACUCUGCCGGAUUCCGCCCGCUUGGGUCAACCUGGAUCCCCCUUCUGCUGUCGUGCUUCGCUGCACGUCGGCUUGGCUGCCACUGGAUCGUGUUCAUUUUUGUCCUUCCAGCCGGCUGGGCCACCGGAAGUUCGGGAUCUUCUGAUACGCCCUCGGUUCUCCAUAGUCCUAGCUCUUCUGAGGGACUUGCUGGCAUGGAAAACUCCACUCCUGGUUGCAUUCCUGCGUGGUGUCAUGAGUUGUCGUGUCAGAGCACGCACUUCACUGUCGAUGCAGUGUCACUGGCGGAGUACUUCCUGCAGCACUCCCCAACAGAAUUGGUCCGGGUGCAGUUGUGGGUACCGUUCCAGGGGCCAUCCUUGUUUGAUUUCCUGCGAGAUGAGCCCGCAGAGGUGCUUCACUCUAAAUUACUUGCUGCCGGCCAUGACCCCACACGUCGGGUCUUGUAUGUCGCUUUUGAUACUCAGAGCACUGUUGUAGACCUGCUUUCCGUCCCACCUGCUAGUGGUCGCUGGUGGAUGGUUCGUGACGGCAUUUCUCGUGAGCUUCUGAGGCCUGUUACUACAUGGGUAGAAGCUAACCGCAGAGCUGUGGUUACAUUGAACUCGCAUGGACAGGUUGCAAGUUUAGUUGCCACGCCUGAAACUGCUGCGCUAUAUAACUUGCCGCAAGGUGCCAAAGGCGUGACGGCCACUCCCUUGACCCGCGUCUAUGGGCACUUAACUGCUCUCGGUCUUGUUUUGUUUGAAGCUAGCAUUGGGACAGUCUCCGGAUUAGCUCCACGUCCCCUGCCUCUGCUUGGAGCUCUGUUGCUCACAAUGCUUCCUAGUCAUGCUAUGAUGCAGGGUCAGGUUGUACCAGCGCGGAACCAAGCCCACUGGCAUACCGCUCAAGACCUCCCGCGGCAAAUGCGAGUGUGGACCCACACUCUUGCAGCGCCUGUGGUUGUUCCGUAUGCGGCGGAGCCUAACCCGGCCAGGUUGUCUGCUGCUGUCGCUGCUACGCAUCGGGGAGUGCGGGGAGAUGGUGUUUUUGAUUGGACCGUGCCACGUCAACACGGUGAUGCUGCCCACAUCAUACAUUAUCCUGCUGGCUUAUGUCCGCCCUUUGUGUUCUGGCUCGUGCAUUACCGUGGACGGGGAUCUGUGAUCUGUGCCACCCCAGGGAAUAUAGAUUGGCCGUACCUGGCACGGGAAGCCGCUGAAGCGUUUGCGUCUUCUAGCUUCAUGCAGGGCUCCUUUGGCAUUCAGCACAACGGUAGGGUCUUUGCGUAUGGCUCCGAGUUAGCGGCGCCACCUCAUGGCACAAUACUGCACUUGGUCCGCACUGGUGUUCGCUCCUCUGCCAACACUGCAUCCAGUGUAUGGGACGCACCUGCCGAACUUCCAUGGAUCCCUCAAUUCGAGUACAACCUAUGUCUGGGCCCGGGGGGAGAAGCCCCUAUCCAAGACGGCUCCCUGGAACACCGAUCAGCACCGUGCUCGGGAGACGAAUUACAAGCCUCCCUCUCCUAUAUGCAGCAUCUUCUCGGCGGCUUAGAGCAGUCCGUCGAAAGAUGUCAAGCAGUAGCUGUUGCGCUUGAGGCCCAGCAAACCCAACGGGACUCGGUCCCUUACUUCAACGGGGAACAGCCGGAGCCUGCUGACUCUGCCGCUUGGGGUUUGCAGGCACCUGGGAUGCUUCCACGUCUUGGUAUGUUAGCGGCUCUCGGCUUCUUAGGCGGAGGUCACAUCUGGCUGCUGUUCCCUGGAUUGCUUGCGGUCGCUCCGACCAUUGUGAAGGCCGAUGCUUCGGAUGAUGAAGUGCCGGACGGCCCCACCGAGCCAAGCUCACCAGAUCUCACUGAACUGCAAGCCCCUACCCCUACUGGAAAUGUCGAACAUGGUGUCGAACCCUCAGUAGGGAUUAUACAGCGUCCUAGUGAUUCAUCACUUGCUAGUACCUCCGCUCCCCUGCGUGGUGAGAUUGAGCCCCAGCUUGACAUCUUUGAUGCCCAUACUGUUGCUCGGCUCCAACGCACUGUUGCAGCUUGCCUCAGCGAAGUGGAUGUGGAAGAUCCCACUACGCCUUUUAUACCGGCAGGAUGCCCUUUCACCAUUCAUAACCCGUUUACGUGUCGCUCUCAGUGCAAAAUUAUGUCUGAGCUCAUACAGUCCCCACAGGCUUUGCGCGCCGUUUUAUCUGACUUUUCUGCGCGAAGAGGCUGGCAGCCGCUUGUGAGUCUGCAGCCUCAACCGGAUGCUCGUAGUAUCCAUCUUAUUCCGGCUGCUGCUAAUCCAGAUUUGGCCGCUGUGGUUCUUCGAACCGGCUCCGCGUUGCAGCCUAUCUGCCUUGCCCGGACGUGGCAAGGAAAUCCGUACCGCAGGAUUGUCCUGAACGGUCGCCAUGGACGGCUACGGGAGCCUUAUAGCAUAUCCCGAGGCAGUGGCGGUGCAGUUGCCUUUCGAGAUGGGGAUUGCAUGCAUGCCGAUAUGGGACCCUUUGGCCCACCUCCACCCACCCCAGCUCGCUCCGAUGGACACCGAUUGUCAAUUACUGUCGGGGUUAUAGCGGUCAUGAGGUUCCUUCUGCCAGGCCGCUUUGCCCUUUUGUGCCUUGCGUUGCUUGCCACAUCCCCCGCUGCGGUCCAGCUCGUGCCACCUGCGCCUGAUGGGGUUUCUUCUGCCCGUUACUCGGUCAGCCACUAUCCCUGGCGAGAAGCUGUUGAGCAGCAACACCUCAACCGAGUUUGCCGGGAUAAGGGCUGCCGGAUCUCGCUCCUAUGCCCGUGGCGAGGGCCGCAAGGUUUGUACCACACCACUUCGCAGGCCACGCUUCACGAUGUAUGGCACCAUUACGAAGAGUCGGGUCGCCCUCAGGAGCUUAUGCCUGUGUGGCCUGGGCUGACUGCUGAUCGACUUUGGUUUGUUCCACGUGCACAUAUUGCCGGAGCGUUGGUUUGCGUGGUUGCACAUCAAGAUACUAGAAUUCAAGCCCUAGUGAUCCCGACACGGUCUUCGCCUGCUCGGUUGCUGCAGACCAUCCGUUAUAUGACUGGAUGGGCGGUCGACAGUAUCGGCCUUCCCCCGGGGCUUCAUACACAAGUUGACAGAGUAGCCGAUGCAUCUUGUCUUCUGCGGGAUGGUGAUGUGCUUGAUGCUCUUUCCUCUCCUGAUCAGAGGCGGCCAUACCUCAUUCGCAGUCCGUCCGAUCUUAAGAGCAAUGUUUUGUGGACUCAGCACAUGACUCUGCAGCAACCCACCUUCAUUCGUAUUUGGACCCCGCGAAUACGGCCCUCCAUCCUCCUUUGUAUCGCUGUUGGCGAACACUGGGAACCGGAGAAAAUGUCCUUUACUGGAGAGUUCCGACACAACCACCCGGGACGUUGGGUGCCAGUUCCUUGGGCGCCGUGCCGCCUUCCUCACUUCGUGCAGGCGGCGGAGGAGGAGGAUUGUGCCAAUAUCUUGUUUGAGGAGCCGUGUGGCGUGCAUUGCGUUACCCUAGAUCGUCGGGUUACUCCGUACGACAUUACCCUUGGCACGCCAGAGCAUAGUCGGGGAGUACGCGUUCUUGGCAACCUACACAUUGGUACCCACGCCCCGCUCGACUUGCGUGAUGGCGAUAUUGUGGUGACACACCUCCUUGCUAGGGCUGAAGAUUCGGCAUGGCCGGAUCUUCGUAACUCUGUCAGUGGUGUAACCAGCAACUGGAAUAUCCGAUUUGCAGCCUGCCUCCUUCUUCCGACGAACCGUCUGAGUUGCCUCGCUGCCAUGGUUGUUGUGCACAGGGAUUCUGGCAACUGGGCGGUGGGAUAUCUACCGGUUGGCGGCGACCAUAUCGAUCAUUUUACGAUCAUCCUUCCGCUUCCGCCUGCGCAUGAGUACAUGCUUGCUCAGGGCGCUACAUCAGGUUUGCAAGUUUUGGGACCUCCCUCUCUCCGGCGUGUUGGCGGAUACGAGGUCCUUGGCACCCGCGGGCCCGGCAUCGCGAAGCCCUUCCUGCACUGGAUACCUGAUGGCUCCUUGUGGUCUCCCAAGUGGCUGCAAUUCAGUGUCGAUGGUCGCCCUCUUUCACAGGGCAGAUGGGUCCCAACUGCAUUUUUGCCCGAAUAUGAAGUCGGCUUUGUCGAGCAGCCGGAUCCGCUUGCUGUUCAUGUACUCUUAUACCAGCCCUAUGAUCCCACUGCUACCUCUUGCAGGCGCCUGCUGUUGGAGCCCUCUGCUGAACGUACCGCUCUUAACAGAGUUUCUGAGGAGUGGCAGCUCCGCCCGGACUUGCAGGCACGUGUGUCGGUGCCGUGGCCUCGGAAUGGUGACGUGAUGGUGCCCAGGAUACAACACACCGCAUUACAAGCCAGCCUUCUCUCCGCUGGUCUUACGGGGUUUGCUUAUAAAUCCGGGCCUUGUCUUCUGUGGAUUUCAUGUUUUCUCUCUCUCAGUGUCGGUGCCCUUGCGGAUAAGGGGCACAGUGUUGCGGAGGAGAUUCUCCCAACGGCGCCUUCCCUGGAACACAUACCCUCACUUUUAUCGAUUGCUGUCUUUGCUGUCAGCGGACGGUUUUGCACCAUUGGCUUGUUGCCAUUCGCGGCCGCUAUGGUGAUGCCUACGGCAGAGCAGCAGCAGACACCGCCGGUGUCGAUCGGUAAGUUUCCGUGGCGGGAUCCCCCCCAAUAUCGGGUUUGUGGGGACUCAGUGUUUCCGGGAGCCCGUGCUCGCUUGCUGUCUCCCUUCCGCGGGGACGGGGAUGAGGUUGAAGUUUCGGCUGACACCUCGAUAGAUGAUCUCCGCAUCUCCCUAACAGGGGCUGAACCAUACUGGCAUGGCGACAUUAUGCCGGUAUGGCCUUCGAUGUGGCCUCAGACGUCAGUCUAUGUUCCCAUUCCGACUGGUGGGGAUCUCGUUUGCAUCGCAGUUGUAUCGCCGGAAUGGCAGCUGGCUGUUCUCACACCACGACGGGCGGAUCUGGAUUGGCUUCUGGCAUAUCUUCGGCGAAUUACCCCGGGUCCGAUACUCUCCCUGCACCCUCCGCUGGCCGCCUGUCCAGAUGAGGCAUCCCAAGCCAUCGAUUGGCGAUCCGGCGAUGUCCUGCUGGCUUUCCAAUGUGGCAGCACAGCUGUGGCGUACGAGUUACCCGUCUUUCUUUCUCCGGCCCACGUACGCCAUGCAGCUAUCUGGAACUACGAUUUUGUGGUUCAAUGUGAGGUUCCACUGCUGAUGUGGCGAGUUGGUCGGCGUCCUGCUGCAACCACCAUGCCACCGCCUGCUCGGUGGGUGGCCUCCGAACAGACAUUCACUGGGCGAUUCGGAACUAAGUACCCUGGCCGCUGGGCUCCUGUGCCGUGGGCGCAUACCGAGCAUGUUGCCUUGUGUCAGAGUGCUGAUAGCCCCGACCACUGUAAUAUUAUCUUCGAGACCUGUGAAAACCUGCAUCUUAGUGGAGAAUGCCUCACUGUCUCUACCUCCUCCAGUAAGUAUUCGCUUUCCCAGCUGACUGGAGUUAACGCUGACAGUCUUACCCUGCUUGGUCAAGGAGUCGACACGGCAGAUUUCCCGCCUCUGCGAGAUGGUGAUGUUAUUUUUCACGAUGCAGAGGGCGAGACAGGACGCACCUGCCGCAAUAGUGCUCGACCCGUCCUUGCUGUACUCGUGUGCGGGCUUUCGAAGUGGGCCUGCCCUGUCGCGCUUGUUGGCAGUUGGUGGCCACUUGUUGAGCUCUGGAUUGGUAGCUCUUUGCCAACUUUGCUCCUGGUCCAUGGCAGUGCGGCGGCUUUCUCGCAGUAUCUGCCCUUGGUGGAGCCAUUGGUGGAGAAGAUGGGCUAUGGGAUUGUGACCUUCGAUUGGUACGGCUGCGGUGGCAGUGACAAGCCGGACUCUUGGUCAGCCUACUCUUUCGAUGAGCUCCUGGCAGAUCUGAAGGAAGUCUGGAAGUUGGCAGCCGCCUGUGGUACCGGGCCUCACUUCGUGGCUGGUCAUUCCUUCGGCACGCACUUGGUGAUUCGCCUCGUGGCUUCUUUGGCACUUGAGACCGAGACGAAACCCAUCUCCGGCUUGGUUCUCCUUGGCGGUGCCCGGCAGUUUCCUGAAGGUCAUCCCAUUUUUCGACUGCCGGUGUUCCUUCUGAGCCAAUUUCAGCACGGGAUGACGGAUGCUUUCUUGAAGAUGGCUUUGGCUGACUCCUGCGACCCAGAGCUGCGGAAGCAGGAGGAAGAUGCGUGCAAUGCGAAUCCGAUGUACAUGUGUAAGGCCUACUACAGGCAGGUGCGCAAUGCCACCGAUGUGGAGCUGAACGCAUGUGUGGACAUGCCCGCCUUGGUGAUUCGAGGUGAGCAGGAUGGUAUCAUCUCUGCUGAGGAUGCCAAGGCGCUUGUCGCGACGCUCCCCAAGUCUAAAGGCGUGGAAGUGCAGGGAGCUGGCCACGCUCCGAUGUUAGAGGCUCCAAGUGAGGUGGCAGAGCUUGUGGUGGAGUUUGUGAAGACGGUGAUGGAGGGUUGA